UCAGCCAAAAUUUAUGACCAAAGAGGUCGUUAGGGUUAGGGCCUAAAGGAUAUUUCAGUCAGCAGCUUCCGCGGUGUGCUAUUGCGAUGGCGGAGAUUGCUCGUCAGGGGAAGCGAAAAUUGGAAGAGGAGAGUGUGAAUGGCGGAGAUUGCUCGUCAGGGGAAGCGAAAAUUGGAAGAGGAGAGUGUGAAGGAGUUAGGUGAUGGAGGAGGUCCAAAUCAGAAUUUCGCAAGGUCCAUUGAUAAGGAAGGUGACGGUGAAGACGAAUACUACGAUUCUGAUGAUGAUCUUGUUAUGUAUGCGGGCGGUUCGCAGAAUGAGCCGUGAGCUUCAGGACGAGUAUAACCGGCAGGUCGACGAGAGCGAGGGUUUUGAUAUUACUCUGGAUUUGACUUUGGGUGCUGGUAUUGGGGCUCCAAUUUUGCCACAACGGGGUAACGAGGGCGACCCAAUAUUUGUUGACCUCUCCCGCAGAGCCAUUGAAAAUUUCAAUUCACAGAAUGCUACAACAUACCGAUAUGUGAAAAAUGUGACUGUGAACACUUCAUAUGCUGCUGGGAUGUGGUGUUACAUCACCUUUGAAGCCAGGGAUGCUGAUGCAAAUGCUACUACGGAUGAUGAUUCCAGUGCUCUAAAGACCUUUCAAGCAUUGGCGUGGUGGGGAAUUGAUGGAGAGAGAGAUGUGAGAUAUUGCAGGUUUAAGAAACCUUCCACUCAUUGAAGGUAACUUUAAUAUGCAUCUUCUCGCUGGUUACAUACAUUGCUUAUACAUGCUACGUGCUCAUGCUUACAACAAGGGAGGGUGGUGUGUACGCAGACCUUAGUAUAUACAUAUUGCUACCCGAGGCGGAUGCAGGAUUUGAUAGGAGUGAGUGCACCACCGCCUUAAAUGUACACAUGUCACUAGUCGUAGAAUCUAAGCAGGAAUAUGCUUUUGGUUGAUUCAGUUGGUUUUAGAUUAACUCAGUCUGAUCUUUUGUUCAUAGUUUCAGUUUCUAGAAUUUUUUUUUUAUAUAUACACCUAUCAAAUGUCAAAACAGAGAGAAUGAAAAUCUUUAUUGGCGAAGCAUAAUAUUUUCUAAGGCAGAUAUUGUCCCAAAAAAUAGGAAAUCAAAGAGACAAAAAAAAGGAAUAGUUUUUGUUAAGGGUUUACCCUCUCCAUUCAUGUGAAAUAAACUUUGAACAUGGAGAUAUUAGUACUACCAUAAUUUAAUGGUUAGUCUACAUAGGAAAGAAACGGCAUGCAAAGAGAACAAUCCUACAUCAAAUUCAAUAUAACUCUAGUAUCUGCUUCAUGUUGAUAUGUUUAAAGAAAAUGUCAACUCAAAAGAGAAAAUAAACUCAUAAUAGUGUUAAAGUUUUAGAGAAUUGUUAACUUUUCCCUAAUUAAUAAUGCAUGAUAUAUUUAGUUUUAUUUCAAAAUAUCUUGGUUUUUGGCAAAUAUUUGUAAACAAUUACUAAUAAUAUUAUUUGAAUGUAGCAAUGAAUAAGAACCCCCCAAUUGUAUGAUUAUAAAAAGAUUCCGGGGGAAAAAGGCCAAAAAAAAAAAAAGCAAAACGGCCCCACAAACUAAAAAAGAACAAGAGGAGAAUACU
This is a messenger RNA of Nicotiana tabacum (common tobacco), 1595 nucleotides long. The record is from RefSeq and is a predicted model, not a curated record. Lineage: Eukaryota; Viridiplantae; Streptophyta; Magnoliopsida; Solanales; Solanaceae.